Moneuplotes crassus is the source of this 546-nucleotide messenger RNA. The record is from the annotation of a GenBank genome assembly. Lineage: Eukaryota; Ciliophora; Spirotrichea; Euplotida; Euplotidae.
AUUAGGAAUGGAACAGCCUGGGAAACUUUUUAUGAAGAAUAUGUCGUGAUGGGAUAAGGAGUAUAAGGAUGACUUGAAAGAGGAGGAUAUUUAUCAGUUUAAAGAACUUUUUACCCAUUUUUACCCGGAUGCAUAUGGACGGGUCAGUGUUAAACAUCUUAAGUCGUUGCUUAAUUGAAUUGACUUAAAUCCAACAGAUACAGAUGUGAAGAAGUUGUUAAUACCCAAGGCAGAUCCUGAGAACACAGGGAAGUUCUCGCUUGAUGAUUUCAUGAAUUUGAUCAAUUCUACUGAGAUCCCGAAGGACACCCCGGCUAGUUUCUGAGAAGCACUAGAGGAGAUAGAUCAUGAAGGUAAUGGGAAGAUCAAGAUUGAAGAUGCUCAACAGCUGUUUAUGGUUGCUGGUGAAACUUUCACCCAAGAUGAGUUUUUGGAGAUGAUAACACUUGGAGAUCUAGAAAAUACCGGAUUUAUUGAUAUAAAACAACUUGUAAAGGCAGUAAUGGGGAGAUGAUAAAUAAUUUCAAAAUAAAAUUCAAUUUUGGA